AUGAUGAUCCGAUUCGUGGUUGUGUUUGCCUCGUUCGCACUUUUGGUACGUUCUCCGAAUUCGCUCUCAUUUUCAGACGUCCUUUUUAUCUGUUUUCAGUGCUCGUGCUCUUCUGAUGACCAACUUCUCACGAAGGAAGGAAGUGGCGUGAACCUUCCGAGAAUCACUGUCGAACUCGUGUCCAACAGGUCGUUCGAUCCGGAAAAGAACGCAUCGAACUUGAAGAUUGUCAAGGAUACGGUAGGCUUUAUCUCAACUGCCAGUGGAGAUAUCAAAAUGUUGUCAACUAACAAGUUGCUCACAUCAAUAUUUUCUACAUUUUAUCACUUGACAACUUUUUGAUAUCUCUUCAGACAACUGAGAUACAUAGUAGUUUAGGUGGACGACUACUCAAAGUCCGAAGGGAUUCGUUACCCGUCGGACAACAUCAAACAAUCCAUAGUGGACCACGGCGGAAAGUUCGCAGUUCUCUUUGAAAUCGACGACGACGCCAAGUGCGAAGAAGUUCGCCGUUUCGUAAAAGGCGCGAAGAAGCACUCGAAUGAACUCGCCUACGCAGUUCUGAAGUGCGACGGCGAAAAAACGGAGGUGCUAUGA
Caenorhabditis sp. 36 PRJEB53466 is the source of this 597-nucleotide messenger RNA. The record is from the annotation of a GenBank genome assembly. Lineage: Eukaryota; Metazoa; Nematoda; Chromadorea; Rhabditida; Rhabditidae.